AUUACACCCUUCGUCGAUGGACCGAAUAAACUCAUCGAUUUACGACGGAACCCCAUCAAAGUUGCUGGGUUAAUGUUUGGCUUCCGCGGAAGGCAGGUAGGCUGCUUGCAUGAGGAGUAGUCUGGUCAUGGCACGCGCAUAUGAAUUCAACUGGCAGAAGCCUCUUCCAGCCUUCAUGCAGGAGGGGGCAUACUUCGACCGAUUUGAAGAGGACCCAUUUGUGUUUGAACCACAAUGCUUCUUCAGAGUGGACAAGUUUGGUUUCUUCCUCGCAUGGAAAAGCGAGGGCAAGGAAGGUCAGAUUUUGGAGUGUUCUCUGAUCAACAGCAUACGCAGCACCAUCCCAAAGGAUGCUAAGACGCUGGCGUCGCUGGAGGCUCUAGGCAGGCAGGAGAGUGACCUGGAGGACUGCACGCUCUGCAUCUGCAGCGGGCCGGACCUGGUCAACCUCACCUUCACAUACCUGGUGUCCCAGGAUAGCAACGUCACCAAGCUGUGGACGGGGGGCUUGAGGUCGCUGAUCCACAACUUCAGGGCCAACAACGUGUGUCCCAUGACCUCCCUGAGGAAGCAUUGGACCAGGCUGUCAUUUCUCACCAACGUAACUGGAAAGAUUCCAGUGAGGAGCAUUACAAGAACGUUCGCCUGUGGCAAAACUGAGAAGGGAAUCUUCCAAGCAUUGAAGGACCUAGGACUACCCAGUGGCAAGAAUGAUGAAAUUGAUCACUCAGUGUUCACAUUUGAUGAGUUUUAUGCCCUCACACAAAUGAUAUGUCCCCGAACUGACAUUGAGGAACUGUUCAAGAAAAUAAAUGGUGGCAAAAGUGAUUAUUUAAGCGUAGACCAAUUAGUCUGCUUUUUAAACGAAAAUCAGCGGGACCCUCGGCUCAAUGAGAUUCUCUUCCCUUUUUACGACACCAAGAGAGCCAUGCAGAUAAUAGAGACGUUUGAGCCAGAUGACAAUCUGAAAAGAAAAGGGCUGAUGUCUAGCGAUGGGUUCUGCAGACACCUGAUGUCGGACGAGAACGCCCCGGUGUACCAGGACCGCCUGGAGCUGUACCAGGACAUGGAGCUGCCAUUGGCUCACUACUUCAUCAGCUCCUCCCACAACACAUAUCUGAUUGGACGGCAGUUCGGGGGCAAGUCGUCUGUGGAGAUGUACCGGCAGGUGCUGCUCUCUGGCUGCAGGUGUGUGGAACUGGAUUGCUGGGAUGGCAAAGGUGAGGACCAGGAGCCCAUCAUUACGCACGGGAAGGCCAUGUGCACAGACAUCCUCUUCAAGGAUGUUAUCCAGGCCAUCAAGGAAACUGCCUUUGUGACUUCUGAAUACCCUGUAAUUCUGUCCUUCGAGAAUCAUUGCUCGAAGCCUCAGCAGUAUAAGUUGGCCCGCUACUGUGAGGACAUCUUUGGGGAUCUCUUGCAGCGGGACCCUCUGGACGGCUUUCCAAUGGAUCCUGGCCGAACCCUGCCCUCGCCUCACGACCUGAAGAGGAAAAUCCUCAUCAAGAACCGAAGAAUGAAACCAGAAGCUGAACAGAAGGAGCUUGAGGACUUCAUGAGACACAUGGAGGCCGGAGCGAACACGGAGGAGAAUGAAGGAGAAAAGGAGAACGAGUGUGUGGACGAGGGCGUGGACGAGGCCCAUCCUGAGCUGCAUGAGCUGGGCAUGGGAGAGGCCUUUUGUACCGCUAAACCCAGCGGAGCUGGAACUACCGAAAAGGAAAACAGCCGGGUUGGAGAGCCGAACGUGGAUGUGACGGAUCUCAUCAACAGCUACCACUACGUUGCCGCCACCACCAACGUCCAUCCCUACCUCUCCUCUAUCGUCAACUACGCACAGGCUGUCAAGUUCCUGGGAUUUGAAGUAGCAGAGGAGAACAACAUCCAUCACAACAUGUCCUCCUUCAACGAGACGGGAGCUCUGGGAUUGCUGAAGACCAGCGCCAUAGAGUUCGUCAACUACAACAAGCGUCAGAUGAGUCGUAUCUAUCCCAAAGGGGGCCGGGUAGACUCCAGUAAUUAUAUGCCUCAAAUAUUCUGGAACGCCGGAUGCCAGAUGGUGGCUCUGAACUUCCAGACCCCAGAUCUGUCCAUGCAGUUGAACCAGGGAAAGUUCGAGUACAACGGCUCGUGCGGGUACUUGCUGAAGCCCGAUUUCAUGCGCCGACCCGAUCGCACCUUCGAUCCGUUCUCAGAGACUCCGGUGGACGGCGUGAUUGCAGCCACGUGCAGCGUCCAGGUGAUCUCGGGGCAGUUCUUGUCUGAUAAGAAGACAGGUACCUACGUGGAGGUGGACAUGUAUGGCCUUCCCACCGACACCAUCAGAAAGGAGUUCAGAACCAAGAUGGUCAUGAACAACGGACUCAAUCCUGUCUACAACUCCGAACCUUUUGUGUUCCGAAAGGUAAUCCUGCCGGACCUGGCGGUGUUGCGGCUGGCCGUGUAUGACGACAGCAGUAAGCUGAUUGGCCAGCGUCUCCUGCCUCUGGACGGGCUGCAGGCCGGCUACCGCCACAUCUCCCUACGCAACGAGGGCAACAAGCCCCUCUCCCUGCCCACGGUCUUCUGCCACAUAGUGCUGAAGACAUACGUACCCGACGGCUUUGGGGCCAUUGUAGACGCGCUAUCAGAUCCGAAGAGGUUCCUCUCCGUCACAGAGAAGAGAGUGGACCUGAUGAAGGCUAUGGGCGUUGAAGAGUGUGAUAUUGUGGAGGUGCUGAGCGACAGCUCCAAGGGCGAUAAGAGGCGUAAGGUGAGCCAGCAGGUGAAGGCCAGCGUCAGCCCGCGCUCCAGCUACGAGCUCCUGGGGAACAGUGGCGGCAGCGCCGGCGGAGGCAAUGGCGGCAAUGGCAGUGGCGCCCCCCCCUCACCACAGCAAUCCACCGCAGCCGGGGAUGCCUCAGUCUUCCAAGUGCAUCAAGUGACGGUGGAAGACUUGAAACAGAUGAAGACUUACCUCAAGCUCGUGAAGAAACAGCAUCAAGAGCUGAGUGCCUUGAAGAAAAAACACACCAAGGAGCAGGUGGUGAUGCAGAGAGCCCAUGGCGCUCAGGUGGACAGCUUGGUCACACAGCAGCACAAAGAGAAAUUGUCACUGGAGAAACAGUGGGAGAAGGAGAAGAAGAAAGGAGGGGAAAUGAAGAGUUCGUAUCCGUGGAGACAGCAUACAGCCAUUAAGAUGGAGGCCAUCAGCUUGGUUCAUAAAGAGAAGGUGGAAGAGCUGGCGUCUCAACAGGCGGUGGAAUGGGCAGGGUUGCUGCGUUGCCACGGUGAGGAGACCCUGAAGAUGGAGGAGCAGCACCUGCAGCAGCAGAGUGAGGCACUGAAGUCUCUACUGGCAUCCAUACAGCAACUCCAUAGGCAACAGCUGCAGCUAAUACACAGUGGGCAGGACAAAGAGCUGUGUGCCAAACAGGCCAAAUCCUCCAUGGAGAGCAGCAAAGCUAUCAGCCAAGACAAGAGCAUCAAGAACAAGGCGGAGAGAGAACGGAGGGUGCGCGAGCUGAACUGUUGCAACACUAAGAAGUUUGUGGAGGAGAGGAAAAGGCUCUACAUGAGACAAUCAAAGGAGACAGAGCUGCUUCAGACAUCACAGAGAGAGCAGCUAGAUAUACUGGCCCAGUACCUAGAGCAGCUUUCACGAUCGCAUCAUUCAAAGCAUCAAAGCGAUGGUCAUGAAGAUGGAGAAGAAGAAAAUAGACAACAAACACACCACAACACCACCACCAGCUCUGAUGAGUAUGAGUAUAAUGUGCUAUAAAUAAAGUGGAUAGCCAUAAGAAUAUGAAGUGACUUUAAAGUAUGGAUCUCUUGAAGCAAGUUUAAUUCAUUGUUUUUUUUUAUCUUUAAAUUCUUUAAAUCUUCAAAUCUUUAAGCUUUCAAUUAAUCUUAAUUCAAUCUUUAAAUUUAAAUCGACAUGAAACAUGUUGCCUAUUUAUUUUACCUUAUUUCAAGAUCAGGCUUGUCAUACAUUGAUUUAUAUUCAUGUCACCUUGUGAUCAAAUUACUUUAGAUAAGCUUAAUGUAUUAUCAUUAGAAUGUGUUGUAUUUCUGUUGCUGUUUGAAAGAAUGUUCUUUAGCCCAACUGCGGUGUAUUUACUACGUUGGUGCGGAUAUGGAUGUGUCUUCCACACCAAAGUGAACCAACCGUGCUAGGAAGCCGGAACGGGGGGUGGACAAAGAGAUUAGUUGUCCCGGGUCCAGGGAGAGAGGGGGCACAGAAUUGGGUCCUCAUGACAUCGUUUGUAUUGGGUUUGGGGUCCUGUCAGAUGGCUUUGUCCUGGGCCCGGACAAAACCUGUCAGCCAGCCCUGCAGCCGAGGGAGGGAGAAGAAAUUAAUGACUCUCUUUCCUCUCCUAAUGAUCACACAUUUAGGUGAAGGGAAUGAGCUACACCACGCCACCAAAGGCUCUUCACUUCCAGUGCCAUUACAACAAGUUAAGCCCACUUUGUUGCAGUAAUUUGCCUGAGUCCAGCCUCUCUGAUAUACCUCCCUCCCUCCCUCUGUCCCUUCUCUGCCAUCCAAAACGUGCCUUCUGGGGUUAUUCUGUUCACGUUUUUAUAUCCACUUGUUGGUGUAUUUCAAACGUUCACAUACAGGAGGGAGAUUUAGAGCACACUCACAUUUAAUGUACAGUAUGUCACGUAA
Messenger RNA from Engraulis encrasicolus (European anchovy), 4648 nucleotides. RefSeq names its product phospholipase C, beta 4a (gene plcb4a). Gene Ontology annotation, biological process: phosphatidylinositol-mediated signaling; release of sequestered calcium ion into cytosol; lipid metabolic process. Lineage: Eukaryota; Metazoa; Chordata; Actinopteri; Clupeiformes; Engraulidae. The record is from RefSeq and is a predicted model, not a curated record. Gene Ontology annotation, molecular function: calcium ion binding; phosphatidylinositol-4,5-bisphosphate phospholipase C activity. The transcript is spliced from 37 exons. Bases 110 to 3760 code for a protein of 1216 amino acids.